Molecule: messenger RNA, 708 nt
Organism: Diachasmimorpha longicaudata
Lineage: Eukaryota; Metazoa; Arthropoda; Insecta; Hymenoptera; Braconidae
Gene: Npc2b
Product: ecdysteroid-regulated 16 kDa protein-like
Exons: 3
Coding region: 150-623 (157 amino acids)
Biological process (GO): intracellular cholesterol transport
Molecular function (GO): sterol binding
Source: RefSeq, a predicted model, not a curated record
GUGCAUCAUCCUCCUUCCAGUAGUCGAAGGUUCAAGCGACCGGGACAGCCGCUCUGCCGGACAGUGAUCACGUGAAAGUCUGUUUGUACGGAACGAAAAUAAUUACACUGCAGUUCUACUCCUCAGAAGGCACUAAAACUUUCACUGAGAUGUUUGGAAAAACGGCUAUUCUAUUUACAACUGUCCUGUGUUUUGUGACUUUUGGAGAGUCAACGGAUGUUCUCAAGUGCAAAAAUGGUGGAAGCUUCGAUACUAUCAAGUCCAUCGUAAUAACAAAAUGCGAACAGCCACCAUGCCUAUUAAAGCGUGGGACUAGGGUGGAACUGGUUCAACAAUUUGUUCCCGAGAAAAAUGUUGAAAAACUUACCACAUCUGUCCAUGCAACACUAUUGGGAGUACCUCUGCCAUUCGUUGGAGUCGAUGGCACUGACGCAUGCCCAAAUAUUUUCGAUGCCGAUGGAAAACCUGGAUGUCCACUCAAAGCAGGCACCCAGUAUUAUUAUAAAAAUGGAUUUCCUGUUCUUAAUUUUUACCCCACGGUCGACCUGGUCGUUGCCUGGGCACUGCUGGAAAACAAUGUGCCACUCACGUGUUUCGAAAUUCCAGCAAAAAUCAUUCGUUAAAAAUACCAUUUAAUUUUUCCUGUCGUUCUAAGGACGAUUAUAUUCAUAAAUUAAGUAAUAAAAGUCUCUUUUUACUUUCGAUUUA